Molecule: messenger RNA, 3003 nt
Organism: Linnemannia hyalina
Lineage: Eukaryota; Fungi; Mortierellomycota; Mortierellomycetes; Mortierellales; Mortierellaceae
Source: the annotation of a GenBank genome assembly
AUGCGCCAAGAGGUGCCAGACCCCAGCUCGCCCUUCAGCGACGCAUCCGAUCUCGACGACCUCAUCAGCUACGAGUCCGAAGACCUCCAGGACUACCCCUCCGACUCUGACCUCCCCUCCUACACAACAGAUAUCGACCAUCACCACGACGACGACGACUACGAUGACCACGACUCUGACCUUGUCUUAUCCUCCUUCUCCUCGCCAAGACACGACGACAAUGAGUCAACAGCAACAGCAAGCACGGUCCAAGUCGCAGCAGAAGAUUCCGCUCUUCUUGCCCUCGCUUCACUCCAGCUCGAACAAGGUCCCUUCCUUGUUCUUCCCGACCAGUCGCGCUCACUCGCCUUGGCAGAGGAUUUGACGACCCCUGAUUCUGAACCGACGCAGCAGCAGGAAGUUCGAAGUGUCCAAAGUGCAUCCGAUGUCAAUGGAAACAACAAUAACAACAACCAUCAAGCACAGGAUGGUAAGGACGACAGGAGCGAUGGAGGCGAACAUGAUUUCUUACUUGUCGACGAAAGAGACGCUAUCACUGAGGUAUUAGUUAUCGCCCCUCCGUCAGACUCGACCCAUCCUCAGCAACAACAGCUGGACCAGCGUGGACCAGAGUCAAUCUCUCAGACUUUGAACGAAAACGCGGCUUCUCUUGACACUGCACCCAAUGUUGUACCAUGCCAAGAGUCGCGCAGCACGGACCUACCAGCGGGACAACAGUCGACCACAAGAACUGUCCAACUCCAUGCUGAUGUACCAGCAAGUGAGGAGGGUUUGUCUUUGUCAACACCGCCCUCUGCAUCUGCUCCCGUCUCCCAGCUCUUCGUUGCGACCACUCGUGUUCACCAGCCUCAUACAGAAGUAGUGGUUCCUCACCUUGCAACCCUCGACUCCACCGAGUCCACUGGAGGCCAUCGCAGCCUCCGGAUCAAGAUCACCGGACGAGACUUGACUGACGACGCAUUGACCCGGAUCCAAGAAAAGAUCACCACCAACUUUAUUCUGCAGCACAAACACCAACAUGAAUCCGGUAUUCCCAGACCAUGCUUUGUGACCAAGUCGGCAGAAUCUGCUGCUACAGAGGUUGCUCAAAACGAGAGCACAGAUCUGUGUGUCUAUGUCCUGCCAACCUCUGGACCAACUCGACACGACGCUCAGAACUUACUCCAGUUCGCUCAGGCCCUCAUCCCUCUCCUUAUCCUCGUGUCGCCAGAGGAGAACCUCGACCCAUUCACCGCGAUCGAUCUCCGUCAACAACUCGCUACCCACCUUCGUCAACCCAGAUCAGGACGGAUUGCCUCUGCAGUUGACCAGCAGGUCUACGUCAUCUUGCAAUCUUGCUUUACCAUGCAGGACCUCCUCAGCAUCCAUAUCCAGCGCCUCGUCGACGGAAGCACUCCUGUCCAAGCAUCAGUGUUUGAUUCAGUCUGCAAAAAGUGGCGUAUUGUCAAGGAGUUCAUGAGCCAAGGACUAUAUGUGGGUCUGGUCUGGGGGGCAAAGCUGCAGGACCACCUUACAACAGGUGUGGGCGUGUUCUUUGUGGCGUUGACAGUCGUGUUGGCGAUUGUGGUGGGCGUCAACAUGGGCUCUGGCACUUUCUCGCAGCCAUCGCACGCCAUUAUCCGACAUAUCGACUAUGUCCAGAACGGUCGCAUGGGAGUCGCCCACGUCGACUUUUUGACUGCCAAGAGUACUCCGUACAAGGGCAAACAUAGACAUCCUUUCCAUGUCCGGAUCCUUGGGGAUGACAAGGCGUGGUCGGUUCGAGGAGCCCCUACCGAGAGCACUCCUGAUGUCGGAGACCCGAUUGUUCAAGAUCUCGGCAAUGGAACCUUCAAGAUCUAUGUCGCUCUUGUUCGAAAACACCAUCCUCGAGGUCCCGCCCCUGCGGAUGUUCCCUUGUCGUCCUGGCUUUGCCGUACCAAGACACAGCACUUUAUGCAUAUCUGGUUUGCGAACGGCACACGCGUGCCUCUGACGCCCCGAGAGCUUGUCUGGCCCAAGCGAGCCGUCGUCCCACCCACCGAUCGUGUUCUGACACGCACUCCUUCCGAUAGACUCGGCGACUUUGAAGACGACGAGGAUGAGGAUGCGAACCAGACGUGGAAGGAUCAACUCCAGCAACUCUCGUCGCCCAUGGUCAAGCAUCUCUCGAAAAACACGGUCGAGUGGAUGAACCAGCAGUGGGGGCUACUUCAACCAGUCCUCUGCGACGUUCACGAUAUGACCAACAGCGCCCUAUCCUACACUUUUCAUUCGGCCAAGCGACUUUUCUUUCUGUUCUCGUCGUGGGUGGAUCAGCUUUUCGGCAGGCAGGAAUAUUCGGCGACACACAGUUGGGACAUCUUGACGAGAGCUCACCAGGGCGCGCAUCAAUUGAAGGAUCGGUUCCUUGAGCGAUGCUCCUCCAAGGGCAAGCAGCGACACGGCAAGGGGAGCAUGGAACAAAAGGACCCGAUUGUCCUCUUGGAUGAAAAAUUCCAGUCCCUCAAGCGAUCCAGCCAAGCGGCCGCCGAGGCAGUCAAACUCCCAACAGCCGAGACGGUCCUCCAAAAGAUGGACGACCUCAUAGUCGGAGUCGAGGACCAAGUCGAGAAGCUCUUCAAUUCCAAGCGGGUCCAAGCCAUGGCAGAACGCAUUAACGCCGAAGAGAUCCUGAAACGAGCCGACAAGAUCAUGGCGGAUGCCGAAGACCGAAUGGAGAAGGUGUGGAGGACUGAGAAGGUCCGGGAUGCGCACUCGAAGAUGACCAAGAAGGUCGAGGAGGUACUUCAGACACAGUUUGCGCAGGAUGUUAACAAAAGGGUAGCGGGGGUGAUCAAGUCGAAAGCGGUCCAGGAUGCGAGUGAGAGGAUCCAGCGAAAGGUCGAGAAACUGGCGGCUACACCUGCGGGCAUGAAGUGGAUUCAUCGGAUGGAAGCUCAUCAUUGGCGGCGGAAGGAGAAGGAGGCUAAGAGGCCUUUGGGGUGGCUCCGCAAGCGAUGCCAGCGUGCCUUCAACCGUUGA